This is a messenger RNA of Brachypodium distachyon (stiff brome), 2009 nucleotides long. RefSeq lists its product as uncharacterized. Lineage: Eukaryota; Viridiplantae; Streptophyta; Magnoliopsida; Poales; Poaceae. Bases 93 to 2009 code for a protein of 638 amino acids. The record is from RefSeq and is a predicted model, not a curated record. The transcript is spliced from 4 exons.
CUUCGUACAUAAUCACAACAUCUGGGAUUUACAAUAACAAGAUGAUUGUCCUACAUUAUGUUUCUUAUUCUUAUCAGACUUGCACGUAGAGUAUGGGAAAUCUUGCAACAAAAUGGCGAAAGGUUUUAAAGGAGGCAUUAACCUUACGGCCUGCAGGCCGAUUUCUUCAACGCCAUCCUUCAGUUCUCUGCUUAUUGUUUUUUCUUGUAAUAUUGUACAAGUACUUCUUCAGCUGGUUUACCCUCCUUUUGGCCGCAUCACCUAUCUUCCUAUUCACUGGCUUCUUCCUUGGAAUCAUUCUAGCUUAUGGUGAACCAAACAAUCCAGAAAAUGAUCAUGUCUACAAAAAGAUACAAAAAGUUAAAAGUCGGAAUAUCCAUGAUAAUGGUAAAUCAGCUGGGGGUGUAUCUCUUCAAAGAAUUCUAUCUAGUGAGGAGGCCAAACACAACAACAGAGAGCAGAAAAUCCAGAAGGGAGUUCAAGGUGGAUGCUCUUCUUCUGAAUCAGGAUCAGCUGCAUCAGAUGGCUCAGAAACCGAUACCCAUCCAAUGCUCCACACAUUUCAUCAGCUUAGGUCAGGCACCAGUUCAUCAGUGUCAUCUCAAGAUGGCGAUUCCAAUGAACGUAGCACUGACGAUGAAACUGAGAAGGAAGAGGUCAAUGCUGACAAUGAACAUGACGAGGAAGGUGUUAAAGUUGUGGCAUGGAGCGCUGAUGAUCAGAAGAACAUACUAAAAAUUGGAUGUUUGGAGAUAGAGAGAAACCAAAGGUUGGAGAUGUUGAUUGCUAGGCAUAGGGUUAGGAAAGACGUAGAUAGGAACUUGAUAGAUUUUGGUAGUGGUGAUUCCAUCCCAACAGUGGAGGAGUUAUCAAAGUUCAAUGUUCAAAUUCCAACUGUUUUUGCACCUAGGAGAAAUCCUUUUGACCUUCCCUACAAUGAAGAAAACUUCCCGGAUUCUGCUCCAUCCGCACCGUUGAAAAUGAGAAGCACGUUUGAUCAGACAUGUGAGCAAGAAGAUGAGGGUAGCUCCACUACAGGAGAUAACUCAAGUAAUGUCGAGCCUAUUCUUGUUCCAUCUCAACCACAUAUAAGCAUGGCACUUAGGAGGCAUGAGAGCUUCACAGAAGGAGCACCAUUCCUCAGUGACUUCUGGCAAGAUUUACAGCCAUCUCGGUUUAGACCACAUUUUGUUAUGGAAAAGAGGGCAAGUGACGGACAUGCGGUUCCCAAUCUUGAAGGAGAAAAUAGUGAAAAUAGCUCUGUUCAUGACUCGGAAAGUACUUCUUCAGUUACUGAUCAAGGAGUCCAGAAAGAGCUAUUGGAGGAUAGCCGAAACCAAGGACAUGUGUCUUCAUUCAGUCAAACAGAUGAAGAACCUCCUUUGGACCAAAAUAUGAGAGAGAUUCCUUGUCCUCUUGACAUCGAGCCACCGGUACUAAUUAGCGAUUCAUCAGAUGAUGACAUGUCACUACCUGGUGGACAUAUAAAUGAUUGGGAGGAAGCUCAAGACACCGAGAAUUUGAAUUCAUCACAUAGUAUACCGUUGGAAGAUCUUAGCGUUAUGGAAUACCCACAAGAAAUGGAGAUGACAAGCAACGAUUUCCAUCAAAUGUCCCCGCAUUCAGAUGAUCCUGAGUUACUGUCAUCAUCAACAGAAAGCACUAACCCUUUUGAAGUUCAAAAAAAUGAAGAACCAGGCAAGGAACUAGAGAUCAUUGAUGACACCCAGAUUGCUGAUCCAGUGUAUGAUACAAGUCCAUCGGGAAGUGAUAAGCAUUCGACAACGGAUUCAACGGUUAAUGCAUUUUUCCUGCAAGGAGGUAAUGGUUGUACUUUUGAUGCUGAAGCAAGCAUGGAAGAAGGGUGUUCACCAUCAAGGACUAAGGUUGCUUCCAGUGAGACAACUAUGUCAAGUUUGCAUUUAGUGGAGGAAAGCAAACUUAGACAAAGCAAAACAUCAGAGAUAAGUGGGCAUCUUAGCAAGAAUGUUGUUCAUGAGAUGUCUUGA